Molecule: messenger RNA, 1745 nt
Organism: Trametes versicolor FP-101664 SS1
Lineage: Eukaryota; Fungi; Basidiomycota; Agaricomycetes; Polyporales; Polyporaceae
Product: 2-methylcitrate dehydratase
Exons: 6
Coding region: 27-1634 (535 amino acids)
Cellular component (GO): mitochondrion
Molecular function (GO): 2 iron, 2 sulfur cluster binding; 2-methylcitrate dehydratase activity
Source: RefSeq, a predicted model, not a curated record
GCUCGACAGCGCACUCGACCCAACCCAUGUUGUCUUCUGCUCGUCGCUCGCUGCCCCAAACACUGCGCUCGAGGGCCUCAGUGGCACGCGUGCAGACCGCCGCUAUCUCAUCUAUCAGCCGAUCGCCCCUUCUUGCCCGUUCUGUGCUUCCUGUCGCGUCUGUACUCAAGCCAGCAUCUUCCGCUCGCACCAUGUCCAGCCACGCAGAGUCCGCCGUCCGCCCACAGCCCGACAAGGUCGUGCAAGACAUUGCGGACUACGUACACGACUACGAGAUCAAGUCGCCGCUCGCAUGGGAAACCGCACGUCUAUGCCUGAUUGACACCAUCGGCUGUGGGCUCGAGGGCCUCAGGUUUCCUGCGUGCGCCAACCUUUUGGGGCCCGUCGUCGAGGGCACCAUCGUGCCUAACGGUACCAAGGUGCCCGGCACCAACUACCAGCUCGACCCUAUUCGUGGUGCAUUCAAUAUCGGCACGGCGAUCCGGUGGCUGGACUUCAACGACUGCUUCCUCGCUGCAGAGUGGGGGCACCCCUCAGACAACCUUGGGGCCAUCCUCGCCGUCGCCGACCACCUCUCCCGCAAGGGCCAGCCCCUGACGGUGCAUGAGGUGCUCGAGGGCAUGAUCAAGGCGCACGAGAUCCAGGGUGGCCUGGCGCUCCUCAACUCGUUCAACCGUGUCGGCCUGGACCACGUCGUGCUUGUCAAGGUUGCCAGCACGGCGGUCGUCUCCAAGCUAAUCGGCCUCGACCGUCAGCAGACGAUUGACGCAAUUUCCCAAGCAUGGGCCGAUGGCCAGUCACUCCGCACGUACCGUCAUGCACCCAACACCGGUUCCCGCAAGUCGUGGGCUGCUGGCGACGCCUGCUCGCGGGCAGUGCACCUCGCCUACCUCGUGAAGCGCGGCGAGCAGGGCAUGCCCUCUGUCCUCACUGCCAAGACGUGGGGCUUCUAUGACGUCCUCUUCAAGGGCAAGCCGUUUGAGUUCCAGCGGCCGUUUGGUACCUACAUCAUGGAGAACGUGCUCUUCAAGAUCUCGUACCCGGCCGAAUUCCACGCGCAGACGGCUGUCGAGGCUGCGCACAUCCUCCACAACAAGCUGAAGGAGUUGGGCAAGAGCAGCGAUGACAUCAAGAGCAUCCGCAUCCGCACCCAGGAGGCCGCUAUGCGUAUCAUCAACAAGAAGGGCCCGCUCGACAACUUUGCCGACCGAGACCACGACAUUAACUACAUGGUCGCGUACCCGCUCAUCUUCGGCGAGCUCACCUCGGAGUCGUAUACCGAUAAGGCGGCUCAGGACCCACGCAUCGACGCGCUCCGUGCUAAGAUCACCUGCGUCGAGGACACCCGGUUCAGCACCGAGUACCACGAGCCCGAGAAGCGCUCGAUCUCCAACGCCCUCCUGGUCGAGCUCAACGACGGCACGGUGCUCGACGAGGUCGAGAUUGAGUACCCCGUCGGCCACAAACGUCGUCGCGAGGAGGGUACCCCCUUGCUGCUCCGGAAGUUCGAGAACCACAUCAAGCCGCACUUCCCUACGCACCGCCAGAAGGAUAUCCUGGAGCGUGUUAACAACGCAGAGGGCCUCAACAAGCUCCCCGUUCACAAGUUCACUGACCUCUUCGUCAAGAAUUAAGCGCGCAUAGAUAUGUCAGGCUACACAACACACUUCCGCAUUCAUCAUGUGCUUUGUACUAGUACGACGCACCAACACAACAUCUUCUGGAAUCUCUCGAUGCACCAACCU